UGCAUUUCAAAUGCAGUUUAAAUAAAUCUUCCGGCUGAGUGGCUUUACUUUUCUACUAGUGCCAUCGUCUUGCCGAUCAUCAUCUUUUGCCAAUUUUGUGUUCAAGUUCUUCUUCUUCUUCUUCCUUACUUGUUGGAUUCAGCAUGAACAGUCGCAGAGAGAGCUAACUAGAAAUCACGGAGAAGAAACACUUUAAUUGUAUGGAUGCGUUAUUGUGUGGAUAUUAUUGAAUUAAGGCAAGAUCCGAGCAAUUUACACUCUUAUUAUGUGAAGUUCGUGUGGCGUCAUGGAUUUCCAGUAUCCUUGGACAAUAAAGGUUCACCAUUUUAUGUGCCUAAAGCUUAAGAAAUUCAUAGACGACACUUCAAAUAUUUUCGCAAACAUGGAGUCUGCUCUACCCAAGUGUAAAUCAGGAAUAGAGGCUCUUUGCUCCUUACAAUCAUUAAUUGAGAGGGCCAAGUUGCUUAUUCUUUAUUGCUCCGAGUCCAGUAAACUCUAUCUGGCUGUUAUGGGGAAUAAGAUAAUGUUGAGAUGUGAGCGAUUACGGGAUUCUCUCCUCUCAUCUUUAAGCCAGAUGCAACAUAUGUACCCAUGUUCAUUGGCUAGACAGAUAGAAAGGAUUGUUCAGGAUCUUAGCGUCUCAACUUUCAUAGUAGAGUCAUCAGAGGAUGAGGCUGGAAAAGUUUUGUUAUCAUUAAUGAAGAGGGAUGUUGUAGCAUCAAGCUCCUUUAAUAUGCUCGAGUUUCAAUCUGUUCAAAUGGCAGCUAUAAGGCUACAGCUUACAUCUCCAGUCGAAGUCUUAAUAGAGAAAAGAUCUAUCAGAAAGCUGUUGGAGAAGAUCAAAGACUCAGACCUUCCAAAGAGGAAAAUACUCAAGUACCUCUUGUAUCUUAUGAGGAAGUAUGGGAAACUAAUUGGAAGAUUUCAAACGAUCAAUGAGGGAAGAGAAUUAGGAAAUCCAGAGAUGGAUCAAGUGCUAUGUGUAGAUGAGCCUCACAAGGAAUUCAAAUGCCCAAUCUCUGGCAAGCUAAUGUAUGAUCCGGUUCAAACAACCAAUGGGCAAACAUUUGAAAGAAUGUUGAUAGAGAAAUGGUUUGCUAAUGGUAAUGAAACAUGUCCGAAGACUAGUGUGAAACUGAGUGACUUUUCCCUUGUUCCAGAUUUAGCGAUUAAGGACGCUAUCUCUGUCUGGUGCGAGAAACACGGGAUUACAAUUUCUAAACCAUGUAUUCAACCAAAUUUUCAGGAAUUAUCGAGACAGGGUUCUUCUGUUGGCAGUCAUUUCAGUACUUUGGAUGGUUUGGGCCUUGAUGUCAGCAAUGUGUCGAUUCACUCUUCAGAUGCGGAUUCUGGAUGCGAUCUCUUAGAUAUCGAUCCCGAUGAUGGUCGAUCGAAUGUUGAAUUUCCUCGUAGGAAUAUAAAUAUUGACCAUGUGUUUGAUUUGGGAUUCCUCUCCAUACUAGGCACUUUCCCAUGGGUACUUCAAUGUAAGGAAGUUGAAGACUUAAAUGUCAAAGUAAAAGAUGGUCACAGAAAUAUUUCCAGCAUUUCUGUCAUUCACAUUGUGCAUCUAGUUAGGUUCUUAGAUGACGCUCAUGAUCUUCCAGACGUCAAAGCAGAAAAAGAUGGAAUAUCUCUGCUUUUGGCGUUGUUAAAAGCAACCGGAAAUGAAAUGGUUCAAUUGCCAGAAGAUGCAAUUUAUGUACUGUCAUCAAUGCUGGCCAAUGAAAUUACUGAAGAAGCUCUUGCAGUAAUGGAAAUAGUGUCGUCCCAAAAAUAUUCUGAACAUGCAAUAGUGGCGUCUGGAGUUCUUCUUGUGCUUCUAGGAGCUCUCGAAGAUCAUAGGCCUGAAUGCAAACUUCUUGCGUUGAAAACCAUGUCUCAUUUGUCAGAAAACAGCGCUAUUUCUCAUCACAUGGUAUAUUUGGACUACAUUGCAAGAGUAUCUUUACUUCUGGAUGAUGAUCACGAUUAUUAUUCCAUCAAAAUUUUGAGAAAUCUUUGCAAUAUUGAAGAAGCUAUAGCUAUGAUCGCUGAAAGUGAUGAUUGCAAUGCUGCAAUCACCCACCUUCUAGAUGUUGGAACAAAGGAACAACAGGAACUUGCAAUGGACCUUCUCCGUUCUUUAUGUUAUGAUUCCACAGAGCGAUGCCAGCAAGUUCUACGAGACAGUAUCAUCCGUUCUUUGACGAAUGUAUUUCUAGACGGGGAUCAUCACACUUUGAAGUUAGCUGCCAGGGAUUUGCUUCAGCUCUCGUGGAAUUAACAAUGAUGGUGUAUAGUUUUUUCUCUUAAAACUAGGGUUUAUUCGACCACGACUCCAAUUGAGUUUGGGGUGAAUAGGUUUGUUAUUAGUUAGUUACUUGGUUAUCAGGAAUUUCCUUGAACAAAGAAGAUGUAUUUAUUAGCAACCUAUAGCAUUACAGAUAUUAGUGGGAUUUGCCGUGGAAUUGAUUUUGAUCGUGCA
This is a messenger RNA of Impatiens glandulifera, 2467 nucleotides long. Its product is annotated as U-box domain-containing protein 5-like. Gene Ontology annotation, molecular function: ubiquitin-protein transferase activity. NCBI's taxonomy places the organism in Eukaryota, Viridiplantae, Streptophyta, Magnoliopsida, Ericales, Balsaminaceae. The transcript has 7 exons. Bases 287 to 2266 code for a protein of 659 amino acids. Gene Ontology annotation, cellular component: cytoplasm; nucleus. The record is from RefSeq and is a predicted model, not a curated record. Gene Ontology annotation, biological process: protein ubiquitination.